Molecule: messenger RNA, 351 nt
Organism: Sporothrix schenckii 1099-18
Lineage: Eukaryota; Fungi; Ascomycota; Sordariomycetes; Ophiostomatales; Ophiostomataceae
Exons: 2
Coding region: 1-351 (116 amino acids)
Source: RefSeq, a predicted model, not a curated record
AUGCUUGAGAAACAUGCAAUUAUAUCUACAUGUCGACUGGUCGACGAGGAUGGACAGCGUGGUGACAGUGGCCAGAUUGCCGUUGAAAAGUCCAGUUUCCAAAGGGAUGCAGCCCAUUUACAAUCUACGACGCGCGGAGGACAAACAUACUCCGUAUGGCGCUUACUUUGGUGUUGGUGGCCGCCGGAGCGCUCGGUUGGUACAAACGCUGAUGCGCGGGACGCAUCAGACCACCAAAUCCGUGCGUGGCACAUCAAAACAACUGCGCAAAUACGAGACCUCGGCCACGCUGACAAAAGAAAGAAACGUACGAGAAUAUGGCACUACGAGGAAGCCAAUGGGUCGCAUUAA